AUGAAAGCGUUCACCAUCAAAGGCGUCGACGCCGCCAACAAGAACAACAAAAGCAGAGGAAGAAAAGACGACGAUGGAGGAGAAAAGAAGAAAAAGAAGCGCGACCGCCGCGCGAAUAUAUUCUCUCGUGUAAACUUCCUCGCGGUCAUCGACCCGACGAAAUUGAACGAACAACUCCGUCAAAUUCAGGAGAAAAUUCCAAAGCAAUUCGUGGACGAAGAGACCGGGAAAUUCAAGUUGCCCGAUUUUAAAGCGGCUUUAGAGGAACUCAGAGAAGAGAGGCAGCACAUGGAGUAUCAUCCCGAUCGGAAGAGAUUAUCCUCGGUGGCGGAUUUUUUCAAAUACACGGAAGAGGAAGGACUCAAAUUCUUCGAAGAAGAAAUAGACGUGACGCAAACUGGAAAAGUGACCUUGGACGAUUUGAAGUUUGUCAUGCGGAGAAGGAAACUACCCAACUGGUACGCCAAGAAGUUCUUCGACCGAGCGAAACCGAAUUACUUCGCGAGGUCUUUGUCGUGGGAAGAUUUCAAAGCGGUCAUGAACGAACGCGAAUCGAAAAUGUUAAAAGCGUACAAUUCGUUAUCGGUUGGGAGAUCGGGGAUGCUGCGAGAAAACGACGUGAAACUAUCCUUGGCAAAACUUGGGUUACCGGCGACGGAUGAAAACGCGAAGGCUAUGCUGCGACACAUGGCGCUUAGCGGGAACCAGAAAUUCAUUUCCUACGGGCAGUUUAGAAAUUUUAUGAUGUUAUUGCCUCAAGAUGUGGUGGCUAUGGAUUCCGAUCCAUCCAAGGUGUGGUUUGAAGCGGCAACGAUGGUAGAGUUUGCAAAACCUCAAGGUUCAGGAGGGACGUUUUCGAUGGCGCUGAAAGCCGCAUUGGCCGGAGGGUGCGCCUCGGCUAUGUCCACAUCCACGUUACAUCCGAUAGAUACGCUUAAAACGAGACUCCAAGCUACAGUUGGAAAAGGCCCGGGGAUGAUUGGAAUAUUGAAAUCAGUUCCGAGAAAUCCAGCCGGGGUGAGAACGUUGUAUCAAGGCAUCUUACCGUCCGUCACCGGGAAUUUUUUUGGCCACGGCAUGCGCGCGGCAACGUACGAGAUGGCGAGAUUAGUGUUAGGCCCAUUGACGCUAUUACCGUUCGUUUCUGAGAUUACUGUACAAGGCAUGUCUGCAGGUGUGGGAACAUUAGUAGGCACGUGCGUGAGAAUCCCGUGCGAAGUGUUGAAACAAAAGCUUCAAACCCAACAAUACACGAACGUUUUAGCUGCGGUGAAAGGCGUGACGACGAAUGGGCCGAGACCACUAUUUGCCGGUACCGCGGCAACGCUCACGAGAGAAAUUCCGUUUUAUAUGAUUGGUAUGACCGCAUACGAGCAGUUCAAAGUUCUCGCUCGCUCGAUCAAAGGAAAGGAGCUCUCUUCGCACGAGUUUAUCGCCAUUGGCGGCGCUGCCGGGGCAGUUGGUUCCUUGUGCACGACGCCAUUUGACGUGUUGAAAACUCGAGCGAUGACUGGGCGAAGUCCCGUAGGCGAGGCGAUGUUAGUCACCAUCAGAAACAUUCUCGCAACUGAAGGUCCAAAAGCUUUGUUUAAGGGCGCGCUAUUUAGAAUUGCGUGGAUUGCGCCGUUAGGUGCGAUGAAUUUUGCUGGAUAUGAGCUAGCAAAGCGUGCCAUGGGUGGCGAAGAAGAAUCAUCGCCUCCGUCGACGAAAAGUAGCAGCAGCAGCGCCGCGAAAAGUGAUGAGGACUUUGUGGUUUUGUCUAAUGAAGACAAAAGAACUAUCGAUAGAGACCUCGCGCGCGAAGACGACGCGUAUCCUCCAAGGCAAGGAGCAGUAAAUCCUUACGUCGAGGAGCAACAACAUCAAAGCAACAACUACCCGAGCGAGGAUGAUUUCGGCGACUUUUUUGAUGACGAAAACGACGAUAGUCAUCGAAAGAACAAAUAA
Messenger RNA from Bathycoccus prasinos, 1947 nucleotides. RefSeq lists its product with no specific name. Gene Ontology annotation, molecular function: S-adenosyl-L-methionine transmembrane transporter activity; calcium ion binding. The transcript has a single exon. The record is from RefSeq and is a predicted model, not a curated record. The coding region runs from base 1 to 1947 and encodes 648 amino acids. NCBI's taxonomy places the organism in Eukaryota, Viridiplantae, Chlorophyta, Mamiellophyceae, Mamiellales, Bathycoccaceae. Gene Ontology annotation, cellular component: mitochondrial inner membrane.